Ruditapes philippinarum (Manila clam) is the source of this 3192-nucleotide messenger RNA. Its product is annotated as EGF-like domain-containing protein 1. The transcript is spliced from 11 exons. The record is from RefSeq and is a predicted model, not a curated record. The coding region runs from base 246 to 1895 and encodes 549 amino acids. Lineage: Eukaryota; Metazoa; Mollusca; Bivalvia; Venerida; Veneridae.
AAAAUUGUGAACCAGUCGCUUUAACUAUUCCACGUCGGAAAAAAGGCGUUAACAAGAUUCUGUCACGUAUAUAUGAAAUAGUGGUGAAAUAAAAAUGAUUGAAACAAACACAUCUUUUAAAAAAUGUAAUGUGAAACGAUACGUGUAAAUUUUAACUAAAUCAUAUCGUUUAAUGUGUUGAUUAGUAUGCGCAGUGGUUGUUGAGUGAUACAGAUUUUCUAUCUUGCAACGAUAAGAUUCCAAGCAUGAGAUUACAACUGAUUAUAGUUAUCUCCCUUUACAUUGUGACAGUAAAGUGCCAAUAUAAAUAUGACUGUCGGAGGAUGGAAGAUUGUCAAAAUGGAGGCACGUGCGUAGAGAAUGACUGCACGUGUAAAGGAACCUUUGGAGGCUACAACUGUGGCUAUGACACGGCUACGGCGACAGCUUGCACGGCUGAGGCAGGUUUUUGUCAGAAUGAAGGGGUAUGUUACAAUGAUGGAACAGCAGAUCUGUGUGCUUGUCCCUAUGGUUUCGUCGGGAAAAGAUGCGAGAAUAAAACAGUGGUCAUAGACUGUGAAGGAAAUACGGUAGAUUUUAAAAUGACAUUUCCAACAUACUUUGCUGGCACAGUCCAAAUGUUCAGUGAUGCACCCGAGUGUGUUUUGAAAGAAACGGACGACAAUGAACUAAACAUGAAGUCAUACUCGGUCAAGGUCGAUAUCUCUGGAAACGAGGCUGGAUGCAAUAUGACAAAUAUCGAGACUGUCACAGAUCUUGAGACAGGGGACACGGAAUAUUCUGGACUAUUUCAAGUGAAUUAUUUACAAAUGGUGACAACGUCGCUUGAUGAGAUAUACAACCUGACGUGUUCUCACGAGAGUUCUGAUAUCCAAUUAUCGCAGUCCUUCACAAAUCUGGACGUGGUCAAUGAGAAUUUGACACAGUCAGAUUUUAAUGAGACGUACAGCCCUGUAGAGUUGUCGGUGUUAGAUGAUCUGGGUAACCCAUUGGCUCCUGACACCCAAUUAUUCGUCGGGGACGUUUUCCAACUUCAUGUCUAUCUAACUGACGAAUUAGCUUUUAAUGAUGUCUUAAUCGAACGAUGUUCCACCAAUAACACCCUGGAAAAUACUGACCAGAAAACAUUUGUUGUGUUGGACAGGGGAUGUCCUACAAAGCAAAGUAAACGUCUGACCCCAGGUCAGGUGGUCAAAAUGUAUGAUACAACUUUACCCGACGGAACGCCUGUGAAAACAAGUGGUAAAGUUUUAUCAAUCGAGGCUUUCAAGUUUGUUGAUUCAAGCAACAUAGGUAUCGUCUGCUCCGCAAAGGUUUGCAAACCAGGCGACACGAGUUGUCAAGUUCCACCAAAUUGUAAUGAAGUUAUGAAUCAAGAUCCAAAUGCUCAGCCAGUUGUUAAUGCUCCUACUGAAACACCGGUAGAAACCCCAGUAGAAACCCCAGUAGAGACGCCAGUAGAAACUCCAGUAGAGACUCCGGUGGAAACCCCAGUAGAAACACCUGUUGAAACACCCGUGGAGACCCCUACCGAGACACCGGUUAUCAGAAGGAAGAGAAGAGCUGCUGGUGACGAUAAGGUUGAGGAAGAGGCAAUAGUGUCAACUGUGCUUACAGUAGUUGAUCCUUAUGGUUACAGACAAAGCAGACUGACAGCAUCUGAGGAUUUGAACUCAUUCGAAAAAUGUUUGGCUCACGAAGAAGUAACAGCGGUAGUCGCGGUUCUUGGAACAGCGGUGUUUGCUCUGCUUGUCGCCUGCUUCUUGCUCUCUUGUAUCACUCUCAAGAGAAGAGCAAAAACGACAGACUACAAAACGAUGCCUCUUCCCAAACAAGAGCAUUUUCGAAUACCACGUGCACAUAUAAAUGACUCAUUCAGCCUCGGAGACAUAUAGAGUUUUAGUGACUUUUAUUUCUUUAUAUUUUGAUUUAGUUAUAGUAUAUAUACACUUUCUAAUUUACCAUAUAUACUCAAAAUAUUGCAUAAUAAUAUGUGUUCCUUUGCCGUUGUCCAUCGUUAAUGUGCAGCUGUUUUCACUAUUGUCUGCUUACUUUAAAGGGACGCCACUGAGGUUUUUUUGACAUGACGGGACUGGAACUAAUUUUUCGACAUUAAUAAUGUCUAGACCAACUUGUGUGAAAAAUUUCAGAUCAUUUUUUCCAGAGUAUUUUUUUCUAAUAAUAAUUGUGAAAAAUAAUCCAAAAUUAAAAAGCGUUGUAACGUUUUUCACUCAAAGCGCACUAAGAAUAGCAGAAAAAUAUGAUUUUCAAUUUAUUUCUGAUUAUCUUUCGCAUACUUUCUGAGUGAAUUUUUAUGAACCUCAGCAGAGUUCCUUUAUAGUGAAAAUGUAUGUUUGCUAUUUUUUGUUUGUGUAUUAUGUCAAAAUGUUUGAAAUAGAGAAAAGAAUAACCAUAUAACUUAAUAUAAUCCUAGUCAAAGAAUAUAUUUUAUAUUUUUCGUGGCAUUAAUUGUAGAGAUGAAAGUUGGCGUGCUAGUGAAGUGGAAUUCAGAAUAAAUACAAUGUAUUUAGAAAUGAAAUGGUAGAAGAUAUUGUAAUGCUAUAUAAUGCUACACAUGCCCUUUUCGUAGGAAAGGUCCGGGUGUCUGUCUGUAGCAAGCCAAUAAACGAACAAAAUUGGCGAAAAAAUCUCUAAAAGUUUUAUAACAACGCAGAGGUCUAGGAUGCUGGGUUGUGAAAUCUUGACCUUUCGGAAACCUUUUGUUUUUACAUAUACUUUUAACACCGCAUUCACAAAUUUAAACCCUUCAAACAUUUUAUAAUAAAUAAUAUUUUUGAUUGUUAUUUUUUGUCUUUUCAAAGCAGUUUAUGCCAAACUAAAGAUUAUACAUAGUAAACUAAAGAACUGUAUCGUCAAUCUCAUUAGUGACUGUUCAGAACUCUUAUACAAGUCCAAAUUUUUACCCAUUCUGCUACCAAGCAGAGUCGAGCUUAAUAAGCAAAAAAGAUAAACCCAUUUUUAUUAUCUUACGGAUAAUAUCUUUGGAUCCAGGCGGAUGUGUAUUUUUAAAUUUAUAUGUACAAAUUUUCGAUUUCAUCCCAAAAUAUAUUAUUUCCAUUUUAUAUCAAAAGGAGAUCGUGCACAAAUGCACUGGAUGAUAAAACGUCUACAAAAGAGUGUUGUGCCGUUUGUGUGGUCAUAAAAUGUUGUAUUUGUAGAUAUACAUGUAUA